This is a messenger RNA of Glycine soja, 635 nucleotides long. RefSeq lists its product as uncharacterized. Bases 105 to 449 code for a protein of 114 amino acids. The transcript has 2 exons. The record is from RefSeq and is a predicted model, not a curated record. Lineage: Eukaryota; Viridiplantae; Streptophyta; Magnoliopsida; Fabales; Fabaceae.
GCAAACCAAGUUAACCAACCACUUCUUUAACCAACAGUUUGAUUCUGGACUCCUGUGUGUGUGUGUUUUUCUCUUCUCUUGUUUUCCUCUGUUCAACUUCUUUUAUGUCCAUGGCAUCGACAUCAACACCAGGGUCAUCUUCAGAACUAACUAUCACAGUUGAACACAAUCCUUGCAAAUCACGAUUAUCAGAGCUGGGUAUAAAUUGGUGGCCCAAAUGGGGUUGUCCUCCUGGGAAAUUCAUGCUCAAAUUCGAUGCCCAAGAGACGUGUUAUUUGCUCAGAGGGAAAGUGAAGGUUUACCCAAAAGGUUCGUCUGAGUUUGUACAAUUUGGUGCGGGGGACCUUGUCACCAUACCCAAGGGACUUAGUUGCACGUGGGACGUAUCCAUUGCAGUGGACAAGCAUUACAAGUUCGAGUCUUCUUCCACUACACCAUCCCCCGAAUGAUUGUGAUGAAUGAUGAUAGAGCUAAAGAAUAUUUGACUUUUUGUUAUUGUUUAUCGUGCUUAAUAUUCGUUAGGAAAAGAAAUUCUAAUAAAGGCUAGUUAUUACUAGUUACUAUUGGUUUUGUGAGAGAUAGAUUUUCAAAUUAACGAAUAUAUGUUUGGGUUAUAAUAUUAAUAUUUCUGGUUA